AUGUUGUCCAAAAGAAACCAAGAGACUCCAAUUCCUGGCCGGUAUCGCGCGACGAAGGCCUCGGCGUUCACGCUCCAGUCGCGCAGAAUUCCUCGCGACAGAACCAAAGACAGAGUUCCCAAAGACAAAGAACGAGAUAGUUCUGGUUCUGGCUCUGGUUCGAUUGGCAGUAAGACUCGACGAGUCGAGCAUCGUCGAAAAUUUGAUAAACCCCCAGAUGUAACAAUUCCCUCAACAAGCCCAAUUGUAAUGCUCCGCGUGGGCCCAGAAAAACGCCUCUUCGCCGCCCACGAAGCCAUCCUCCAUGCAUCCCCCUUCUUCGCUGGUCACUGCGCAGCGCAAACACCAAACCCUGAUGCGCCGCGGCCAAGACUUCCUCUCCAACCACCAAGCAAGCGCAUCGACCUCCCAGAAGAGCAACCCGAAGUCCUCUCCUGCGUCCUCGAAUACCUCUACAAGGGCGACUACUACCCGCGUCUGCGACACAAUCGCAAAACCCAGACAUGGGAAUUAGAGGACGCGGAUGCGGGCGUUGGGGUCGGUGCUAGUGGGGAAUUGGGACAAGCGACGGCGACCGUGUUUCAUCAUCGGGCGCAGGGGGGUGAUAUUGCGGGAUACGGCUAUUUACGUCUCGCUUUGCGCAAGCAAGGCCUGCACACUGGGAUCCAGUGCAGUACGAUACUUGCGAGUGCACGAUUCGCGUAUGCCAACACGCCAGACACGGAGUCGAAGCUGCGGGCGCAUUACCUUGCGCUGAUUGUGAAGUCGCGGAGCACUUUUAUGCGUAGUGGGACUAUGCAAGCAGAAAUGGAGCGUGGGGGCAAGUUGUUUUUUGAUCUUUUUGUUGCUUUGUGUAAUCAUAUGGACGAUUAUACUGGCCAGUCAGUUGAUAGUUCUGCCGUUACGACUCAUUGUUAG
Penicillium coprophilum is the source of this 918-nucleotide messenger RNA. Its product is annotated as BTB/POZ domain-containing protein. The coding region runs from base 1 to 918 and encodes 305 amino acids. The transcript is spliced from 4 exons. The record is from RefSeq and is a predicted model, not a curated record. NCBI's taxonomy places the organism in Eukaryota, Fungi, Ascomycota, Eurotiomycetes, Eurotiales, Aspergillaceae.